This is a messenger RNA of Vombatus ursinus (common wombat), 450 nucleotides long. Its product is annotated as pancreatic progenitor cell differentiation and proliferation factor-like. The transcript has 2 exons. Lineage: Eukaryota; Metazoa; Chordata; Mammalia; Diprotodontia; Vombatidae. Gene Ontology annotation, biological process: cell differentiation; multicellular organism development. The coding region runs from base 1 to 450 and encodes 149 amino acids. The record is from RefSeq and is a predicted model, not a curated record.
AUGGCAGCAAUUCCAUCCAGCGGUUCACUCUUAGCAACCCAUGACUGCUACCGAAGGCGUCUGGGUUCCACUUCCAGCAACAGGUCCUGCGGAAGUGCUGAGAAUUCUGGAGAAGUGAUCCCCCAUCAUCCUGGUCUUCCCAAAUCAGACCCAGGCCACUGGUGGGCAAGCUUCUUCUUCGGGAAGUGGAGUCAUCCAUUCAUGACAACUGUGUGGGAAUCCCCAGAGCACUCAGGAACUUUCCAGGUUGUUCAUGGCACCAUCACCCGUGACCUGGCUCAGGAGGCCAUGAGGGAGCGGCGUGUGAGUGAGCCCAACAAGACCAGCACUGGGCCUUCUGCAGGACCAGCAGCACCCUCCUUGCCGCCCCCAUCCCCACUUCGGAACUGGAUUAAAUGCAUUGAUGGAGAGGGCCUGAUCCACGACACCAACAGCUACCAUAUCUGGUGA